Messenger RNA from Lacerta agilis (Sand lizard), 3541 nucleotides. It is a transcript of the gene RBM27, whose product is annotated as RNA binding motif protein 27. Bases 177 to 3248 code for a protein of 1023 amino acids. The record is from RefSeq and is a predicted model, not a curated record. Gene Ontology annotation, biological process: mRNA processing. Gene Ontology annotation, molecular function: metal ion binding; RNA binding. The transcript is spliced from 21 exons. Gene Ontology annotation, cellular component: nucleus. Lineage: Eukaryota; Metazoa; Chordata; Lepidosauria; Squamata; Lacertidae.
CUCGGCUCAGCUAGUUCCUGGUCUGACUCUUAGGCCCUGCCUGGGCGACAGGACAGCGGGGGAGCUGCCGCGGGCGAGUAACUGCUCGCGGGGGAGCGGCGGGUGGGGGAAGGGAGCCGGAGAGAUGCUGCCCGGAGUGUAGCCGCAGCAGCAGCAGCGCCGCCGCCGCCACCAUCAUGAUCAUAGAGAACGUGGACGCGCUCAAAUCCUGGCUGGCCAAGUUGCUGGAGCCAAUUAUUUUUUUCCUUAGAUGUGAUGCCGAUCCAUCAGCCUUGGCUAACUAUGUUGUGGCAUUGGUCAAAAAAGAUAAACCAGAAAAAGAACUGAAGGCUUUCUGCGCUGAUCAGCUAGAUGUCUUUCUGCAAAAAGAAACGUCAGGCUUUGUUGAUAAACUCUUCGAGAGCCUAUACACCAAGGAUUACCUAGCUCCCAAUGAACCAGCAAAGCCAGAGUUGAAGCCUGUGGGUCAGGUCAAGGAAGAAAUCAAAGAGGAGCCAUUUCAGGAGACUUUUGAAGAUGAGCGAGAGGGCAAAAAGAAGAAAUAUGCUAGCCCACAGAAAAAUCGUUCAGAUUCUAAUGAGCAAAGAACUAGAGAGAGAAAAAGAGAUGAUGGCAAAUGGAGAGAUUAUGAUAGAUACUAUGAACGGAAUGAUUUGUAUAGAGACAAAUACGAUUGGCGAAGGGGAAGAAGUAAGAGUCGCAGUAAAAGUAGAGGACUUAGUCGAAGUCGUAGCCGCAGCAGAGGUAGAAGCAAAGACCAGGAGGCAAACAAAGAAAGGGAUGCAAACAGAAAUGUUGAUCACAGAGAUCGAGCCAAAUUCAAAUGUGAAAGGAGUGAUAUGGAGAGCUCAUAUAACCCAGUGGCUUUGUCUUCCGUUAACUCUACUGAACAGUAUUCCUCUGGAGCACAGUGUAUUCCCAGUGCUGUUACUGUGAUUGCACCUGCUCACCAUCCCGAAAACACAACAGAAAGCUGGUCGAAUUACUACAACAAUCAUUCUGCUCCUAAUUCGUUUGGCAGAAAUGCUCCACCAAAAAGACGCUGUCGAGAUUACGAUGAGAGAGGAUUUUGUGUACUUGGUGACCUCUGUCAAUAUGAUCACGGAAAUGACCCGUUGGUCGUGGAUGAGGUAUCGUUGCCAAGCAUGAUUCCAUUUCCUCCACCACCCCCAGGACUUCCUCCUCCUGGAAUGCUUAUGCCUCCUGCGCAAGGCCCAACUCACAACAUGAGAAUGCCAGGGCCACAUGUACAUCCUCGGCCACCGCCACCUGUUAGAAUUCCUAUACCAAAAUGUUUAUGUUUCAUUCCAGGGCCACCUUUAUCACAGGCAAGUUUGAUCAACAGCCGUGACCAGCCAGGAACAACUACAGUGCCCAGCCUUGCACCAGUGGGAGCUAGACUACCUCCUCCACUACCCCAAAACCUUCUAUAUUCAGUAUCAGAACAUACGUAUGAACCAGAUGGCUACAAUCCAGAGGCUCCUAGUAUUACCAGUACUGGAAGAUCUCAGUAUCGACAGUUCUUUUCAAGGACACCAAUGCAGCGUCCAAAUCUUAUUGGCCUAACAUCUGGUGAGAUGGAUACAAAUCCAAGAGGUGCUAAUAUUAUAAUCCAGACUGAACCUCCAGUUGGCAUUGCAAGUAACAGCAGUAAUGUAUCUAGAGUGGUGCUUGAGCCAGACAACAGGAAGCGGGUUUCAAACACUAUAGAAGGGCCAUCUCCAAAGAAACCCUGGAUUGGAAAACAAACUAAUAACCAGAAUAAGCCAGGAUUCCUGAAGAAGAACCAGUAUACAAACACCAAAUUGGAAGUUCGUAAAAUACCACCAGAGCUAAACAAUAUUACUCAACUUAAUGAACAUUUCAGCAAAUUUGGAACAAUUGUCAACAUUCAGGUUGCCUUCAAGAGUGAUCCUGAAGCUGCUCUAAUUCAGUACUUAACAAAUGACGAAGCAAGAAAAGCUAUUUCUAGCACAGAGGCAGUGUUGAACAAUCGGUUUAUACGAGUGCUAUGGCACCGGGAAAACAAUGAGCAGCAGCCAUUGCCACUAUCCCAGCAGCAGCAGCAGCAGGCACCACCACCUCUUCAUCACCCGCUUCACCUGCAGCAACAAAUGCUGUCACAGCCUCCAGCUGUAACAAUGCACAGCAGUAUGGCAAAGGUAACAAAGCCACUGACAUCAGGUGCUUACGUCAUCAACAAGACCCCAGUUAAACAUCGUCUUGGAGCACCUGGUGGAAAUCAGCCAGAUGCUCAGCAUUUAUUGCUUAACCAGUCUAGUGCUUCUGCCGAAGAUGCUCAGAUGUUUCCCACUUCAAUUAGCCAUUCAAAGAUGGUUUACAGUUCCCCCAAUCUGAAGACAUCUAUAAAGCCUGGUACAGGAAAUAAAUCUCAUGAUGUCCAAGAAGUUUUUAAAAAGAAACAGGAGGCAAUGAAGCUGCAACAAGACAUGAGGAAGAAAAAGCAAGAAAUGUUAGAGAAACAAAUAGAAUGUCAGAAGAUGUUAAUAUCAAAAUUGGAAAAGAAUAAGGCCACAAAACCAGAGGAAAGGGCAGAUAUAAUGAAGACACUGAAAGAGCUAACAGGAAAAAUCUCUCAGUUGAAAGAUGAGUUAAAAACUUCAUCUGCCAGUUCUACAGCAUCAAAACAGAAGUCAAAAACAGAGGCACAGAAGGAACUUUUGGAUGCAGAGCUAGACUUUCAUAAAAGGCUGUCUUCAGGGGAAGAUACAACAGAAUUAAGGAAAAAGCUCACCCAGUUACAGGUGGAGGCUGCCCGUUUAGGUAUCUUGCCCGCUGGUCGUGGAAAAUCGAUGCCUUCUCAAAGCAGAGGAAGAGGACGAGGUCGGGGAGGGAGAGGGAGAGGUACAGUGAAUCAUAUGGUGGUAGACCACCGUCCCAAAGCAAUAACGAUUGGUGGCUUUGUGGAAGAAGAGAAAGAUGAGUUGCUGCAGCACUUUUCGAAAUUUGGAGAUAUUGAAGGCCUUCAAGAGGAGGAUUCUCCUUUAAGUGUUGUUCUGACAUUUAAAUCCCGCUCUGAAGCUGAAAAUGCGGCCAACCAAGGAUUAAAGUUCAAAGACCGACGACUACAGAUAUCAUGGCAUAAACCCAAGGUACCCUCUGUGUCCACAGAAACGGAGGAGGAGGAACCCAAGGAAGAGGAGACAGAAGCUUCAGACUUAUUUUUGCCUGAAGAUGAUGAUGAUGAAGACGAAGAUGAAGACGAAUCUCGUUCCUGGAGAAGAUGAAACUUGACAUGGAAUCAAUAGUUUUAGAAUUGUUGAACUAAAACUUUUAAAAAAAUAUUUAAAGGAAGUCAAUGAGCCAAAAAUUGUUUUUGUUUUUUGUUUUUAUUUUCAUACACACAAGAAAGCAAGUGUGAGUUUGAGAUAUUAAACUUAGCAAAUAAGUAGCCACGAUCAGCCAAAGGCUAAGUAAGCAUUGCAAAGGUGCUUGUGAUCCUCUGAAGAUGGAAUGUAUCAACUUUUCAAGCCCAACUUGUGUCUAUUUUGUUUUUAAAAUAUGGACCUUUUUCAAGCUA